UCUGAAGCAGCCAACGCUGUUCUGCCAAGGUGUCGAGGUGUUAACGCCGACUCAAGCUUGAUGACCAUUUCCCAUGUCGAUCUUCGCCAAUCAUUCAUUGAGCACUACCGAGAUCUGAUAUGGGCAGAAUCUGAUCUCGCUGCAGCCACAUAUGAAGAAGUCACUGUGCUCUUCUCGACGCUAUGGAAUCAGUUGCAGAUCUUGAAUAACGGGAUGGCUCUAGGCUCUGUCGUUAUUACGCUCGAUCACGCGUCGGAGUCCGGAGAGAUGGAAGAUUUCGAACUGCAUUACCUCGUUAGCCUCUACGAAAGCUACCUCUCUUCCGGCCAUCUCCCGGUAUCCAGCUCCCUGGAGGAUUACCUCUCGGAGAACAACCUGCGCGCGAAGGACUACCUCGCCUACUUUGACUGGAAUACGCUCGCCUUCAUGGCCAGCGUCGUGAAGCUCCCGCCCUCGAGCGAGGCCGAAGGCGUUGACUUGAGUGCGCUGCUGAGCGUCAGCCAGGUAGGGGCCGCGGGACUGGACGACGAGCCUCCGUAUCCGUACGAGAUGGCCUCCCUGGCACAUGUGCGCGACCGAAUGGGUGACGCCCUGGGCCUCCACCACGACGCACCAGCACGGCAGCUUCUCGUGCACUUACAUCAUCUCGGUCUCCUCGAGCGGCAUGACGCUCGCCCAGCACUGUUCGAGGACGCCGCUGCGGACCCCGAGAGCCUCCAGAUCUGCUUCCCGCUACCGUUUGGGUUCGAUAUCACCCUCGAGGUCGAGACGCUGGUCGCGACUAUUGAGGCGUGCCUGUCGGAUCACAAUCUGUCUCUUAACGAGGUCGGACUCCUGCUGCUCGUGCGGCGCUUCUGGCCGAAUGGGAUGCUUUCUGAUUACAGCUUCCGGCGGCUGGUGAAAGCGAUCUUGUCGUGGAUCCUGUCGGAGGUUAGUCAAUUAUUCUGAUACA
Molecule: messenger RNA, 952 nt
Organism: Phanerochaete carnosa HHB-10118-sp
Lineage: Eukaryota; Fungi; Basidiomycota; Agaricomycetes; Polyporales; Phanerochaetaceae
Exons: 1
Coding region: 214-948 (244 amino acids)
Source: RefSeq, a predicted model, not a curated record